AUGACAGCCUCUUCAAAUAAGGACGAAGCAACGGGACUUGUGAGAAGAGCGGAAUGCGCAUGCAAGAAAAGGGACGGAAUACGGAUUUUGUCUCUAAUGAAGGCGGGAGUACAGGCACACUAUUGGAGCCGGGUGCUGCUUUUAUAUAUGGGACUGCUGGCUUCAUCAGUGAAGGCUCAGAAUUGCAGUUACACACUUCACACCCCCAAUGGGACGAUAGAGAGCCCCGGGUACCCUUACGGUUAUCCCAACUAUGCCAACUGCACUUGGGUCAUUGUGGCGGCGGAGCACAACCGGAUUCAGCUGGUGUUUCAAGGCUUCGCCCUGGAGGAGGAUUUUGACAUCUUGUCUGUAUAUGACGGACCGCCCAGCCCUGGAAACCUGCGGACAAGGUUAACUGGGUUCCAGCUGCCCUCACCCAUCGUGAGUACGGGGUCCAGAAUCACCUUGUGGCUACUGUCUGACUACGCAGUCAGUGGACAGGGAUUUAAAGCUAUCUAUGAAGCUCUACCCAGUUAUACCUGUGGUAAUCCUGGACAGCUAUUGAAUGGCCUCCAGCAGGGGUCCACUUUCAAUAUUGGGGACAAAAUCCGCUACAGCUGCAGCUCUGGCUACGUGUUAGAGGGUCACACCACUCUUUCCUGCCUCGCCACUUCAGCUGGUACUGCUGCCUGGGACUUCCCUCUUCCCUACUGCAGAGCGGAUGAUGGAUGCGGGGGGACACUGCGGGGCCAGAGUGGAGUGAUCACCACCCCCAAUUACCCAGCUGAGUAUAACAACAAUGCCGAUUGCACCUGGACUGUGCUGGCCGAGCCAGGAGACACGAUCGCCCUGGUUUUCUCUGACUUUCAGCUGGAGGACGAUUACGACCUUCUGGAGGUCAGCGGCACUGAGGGAUCGUCCCAGUGGUUUACUGGCACCAACCUUCCCUCUCCAAUCAUAAGCAGCAAGAACUGGCUUCGGCUGCACUUCACCUCCGACGGCAACCAUAAAUUACGAGGUUUCAGUGCCCAGUACCAAGUGAAGAAGAUGACUGAACUCAAGUCAAGAGGUGUAAAGAUGUUGCCGAGCAAAGACAACCAUCAUAAAAUAUCAGUGUUGUCACAGAUGGGGGUAGCGCAGGGACACAACAUAUGUCCAGAUCCUGGAAUUCCAGAUCGAGGAAAAAGAAAAGGUUCUGACUUCAGGCGAGGAGCUGCGGUGCAUUUCUCCUGCGAUGAGGGCUAUGAGCUGCAGGGCUCAAAGAGCAUCACCUGCCUCAGAGUGACGGACAGCUAUGUAGGCUGGAGUGACGACCGGCCUAUUUGCAGAGCACCCAUGUGUGGAGGUCAGUUGAAAGGACCCAGUGGUGUCAUCACGUCUCCAAACUACCCCGUUCAGUACGACAACAAUGCCAACUGCACUUGGAUAAUCACUGCGACGGACACAUCCAAGGUGAUCAAGUUGACAUUUGAGGAUUUUGACCUGGAGCGAGGCUACGACACCCUCACGGUGGGAGACGGUGAAAUGGUGGGAGACGAGAAAACCAUCUUUCACGUUCUGUCUGGGACCAUCACUCCAGACCUCGUGGUGAGCACCAGUCACCAGAUGUGGCUCAACUUCAAAACGGAUGAUACCAGUGGCUCCCUCGGCUUCAAGGUGUCCUUUGAAGAAAUUGACCAAGGCAGCUGUGGAGAUCCUGGGAUCCCGGCUUACGGUAAACGGGAAGGAACGGGCUUCCGGCACGGGGACAGGCUGUACUUUGAGUGUCUGCCUGCCUUUGAGCUGGUGGGAAAGAAGAACAUCACUUGUCAGAAGAACAACCAGUGGUCAGCUAAGAAACCCAGCUGUGUUUUUUCCUGCUUCUUCAACUUUACAACUCCGUCCGGGGUGCUGCUCUCCCCCAACUACCCUCAGGAGUACGGAAACAACAUGCACUGCGUGUGGCUCAUCAUCACCAAUCCUGAGAGCAGGAUCAAUAUGGCCUUCAACGACCUCAGCAUGGAGAAACAGUUUGACUUCCUCUCCAUAAAGGAUGGCGGAAAGGCCGAGUCUCCCAUCCUGGGCACCUUCUCUGGUGAAGUCCUGCCUCCUCCUAUUACCACAAGCGCCCAUGUGGCACGACUCGAGUUCCUAACAGACCACACAAAGACAGACAGAGGCUUUAACAUCACUUUUACAACAUUUAGACACAACGAAUGCCCAGAUCCAGGGGUGCCGGUCAACGGGAAGCGCUUUGGUGAAAGUCUUCAACUGGGCAGCUCCAUCUCUUUCCUGUGUGAGGAGGGCUUCGUGAAGACCCACGGAUCUCAAACCAUCUCCUGCAUUCUCAAGGACGGAAACGUCGUGUGGGACAACGCCGUCCCGCGCUGUGAAGCCCCAUGUGGAGGAGAUCUGAAGGCUCCCAGUGGGAUCAUCCUCUCCCCUGGCUGGCCAGAAUUAUACAAAGAGGCUCUUAACUGUGAAUGGAUCAUUGAAGCUCCUCCAGGCUACCCCAUCAAGAUAAUCUUUGACAAGUUUCGCACUGAGGUCAACUACGAUGUUCUGGAGGUGCGCGAUGGGCGAUUUCCCUCUUCACCUCUGAUCGGGAGUUACCAGGGCACCCAGGUUCCCCAGUUCCUCAUCAGCACCUCCAACUUCAUCUAUCUCCACUUUUCCACCGAUAAGAGCCACUCUGACACCGGCUUUCGCAUACGUUACGAAACCCUGCAGCUGCAGUCAGAUCACUGCGUGGACCCUGGAAUACCUGUCAACGGACAAAGACACGGCCACGACUUCUACGUGGGGGCUUUGGUGACAUUUAGCUGCGAAGCGGGCUACACACUUAGCGACACAGAGCCUUUAGAGUGUGAACCCAAUUUCCAGUGGAGUCGCCCCCUGCCUAGCUGUGAUGCAUUGUGCGGAGGUUACAUCCAGGGCAACUCUGGAACCAUCCUGUCUCCCGGCUUCCCAGACUAUUACCCUCAUAACCUGAACUGCACGUGGAUAAUUGAGACCUCCCAUGGCAAAGGUGUCCAGUUCACCUUCCACACUUUCCACCUUGAGAGCCCUCACGACCAUUUGUUGGUGACUGAGAACAGCAGCUUCUCUCAGCCUCUCUGGAGGCUGACAGGCUCAACGCUGCCCCCGCCUCUCAGCGCAGGCCUGUUUGGGAACUACACAGCCCAGAUCCGCUUCCUCUCUGACUUUUCCGUCUCGUACGAAGGGUUCAACAUCACCUUCUCAGAGUAUGAUCUGGAGCCUUGCGAGGAUCCUGGCAUCCCACCCUACAGUACCCGGAAAGGACUGCAGUACGGAGUCGGCGAUGCCCUCAUCUUUUCUUGUUUCCCAGGAUACCGACUGGAGGGUCCAGCUAGGGUGGUGUGUUUGGGGGGCAGGAGGCGAGUGUGGAGCUCCCCUCUGCCAAGGUGUGUGGCUGAAUGUGGCUCAUCCGUGACUGGCAUGCAAGGGGUGCUGCUCUCGCCCAACUACCCUGGUUACUAUGGCAACAGCCACGAAUGCAUCUACUCCAUCCAGACGCAGCCUGGCAAAGGCAUUCAGCUACGAGCGCGGGACUUCAGACUGGAGGAGGAUGACGUCCUCAAAGUCUUUGAUGGCAGCAGUAACAAGGCUCGUCAGCUGGGGGUGUUUACAGGCAGCGAGCUGCUCAACACCACCCUGAACUCCACCUCCAGCUCCAUGUGGCUGGAGUUCGUCAGCAAUGCAGAGAACACCAGCAGAGGCUUUGAAGUGCACUACACCAGUUUUGAGCUGGUCAAAUGUGAGGAUCCAGGUGUUUCACAGUUCGGCUACAAGCGUGACGACAAGGGUCACUUUGCAGGGAGCACCGUGGCGUACGGCUGUGAUCCGGGCUACACCCUGAAAGGCCCUGAGGUGCUCACCUGUCUCAGGGGGGAAAGGAGAGCAUGGGAUAGCCCCCUUCCACUUUGUGUUGCGGAGUGUGGGGGAACCAUCAAGGAAGAGCCUUCUGGUCGUAUCCUGUCUCCAGGCUAUCCAGCUCCGUAUGAGCACAACAUGCACUGCAUGUGGACCAUUGAAGCCCCUUCAGGAAGCACUAUUAGUCUGCAUUUCCUGGUGUUCCACACGGAAGAGGUUCACGAUUUGCUCCGGAUCUGGGAUGGUCCGCAGGACGGAGGGGUUCUGCUCAGGGAGCUGAGUGGCUCAGCAGUGCCCCCAGAUGUCCACAGCACAUUCAACACGGUCACUCUGCAGUUCACCACAGACUUCUUCACCAGCAAGCAAGGCUUUGCUAUCCAGUUUUCAGUCUCCACUGCAACCUCCUGCAAUGACCCAGGCAUGCCGACUAAUGGCACUCGCAGUGGUGACAGCAGGGAGCCUGGAGACCAUGUUGCGUUCCAGUGCGAUCCGGGCUACAUCCGACAGGGAGCCAACAGGAUCACCUGCACCGAGAUCAAUGGCCGCUUCUUCUGGCAGCCAGACCCUCCUACGUGCACAGCGCCGUGCGGUGGGAAUCUGACCGGUCCGAGUGGGCUGAUCCUGUCUCCAGACUACCCUGAGCCUUACCCCCAUGGAAGAGAGUGUGACUGGACGGUGACUGUCACACAGGACUAUGUCAUCUCCCUCAGCUUCAACCAGUUCAGCUUAGAGCCCAGUUAUGACUUCUUGCAUAUCUACGAUGGUCCAGACUCCCUUAGCCCAUUGUUGGGCAGUUUCUACGGCACAGAUGUUCCGGAUCGCAUCGAGAGCAGCUCCAACACACUAUUCCUGGCUUUUCGCAGCGACGCUUCCCUCAGCAGCAACGGAUUUGUACUUCAGUACACAGAGAACCCUAGGGAGUCCUGCUUCGAACCUGGCCUGGUGCGCAACGGGACGCGGGCGGGCACCGAUCUCAAGCUGGGCUCCACUGUCACCUACCACUGUGAUAGCGGCUACACGCUAGAGGGAGAUGCAACGCUCACUUGCAUCAUGGGGAGAGGUGGCAAGCCGAGCUGGAACAAGCCCAAACCCAUCUGCAUUGCUCCGUGUGGCGGACAGUACUCCGGCACAGAGGGAGUUGUCUUGUCUCCUGGUUACCCUGGAAACUACAGCAAAUCUCGAACCUGUUUAUACUCUGUAGUUGUGCCCAAGGAUUAUGUGGUCUUCAGUCAGUUUGCCUUCUUCCAGACCGCACUGAACGACAUCGUGGAGGUCUACGAUGGCGCGACCCAGAACUCCCGUGUUCUCAGCUCGCUGUCUGGAUCACACACAGGGGAAUCGUUGCCGUUAGCAACCUCCAACCAAAUUUUGAUCCAGUUCACCUCCAAAACCCAGUCCAGCUCUAAAGGAUUCCAUCUGGUCUACCAGGCCGUCCCACGGACCAGUGCCACUCAGUGCAGUUCAGUCCCUGAGCCCCGAAACGGCCGUCGUAUGGGUAAUAGCUUUGCUGUUGGUGCCGUGAUCCGCUUUGAGUGCAACCCGGGUUACGUGCUGGAGGGCCCGAGCGCCGUCGAGUGUUUAACGGUUCCCAACGCCCUGGCACAAUGGAACAGCUCCAUUCCCAGCUGUAUAGUUCCAUGUGGAGGUAAUCUGACCCAGCGAAUUGGCACCAUCUUGUCCCCUGGUUUCCCCGAGCCUUACCUCAACAGCCUCAACUGCGUGUGGAAAAUCACCGUUCCUGAAGGAUCGGGAAUCCAGAUCCAGGUAAUCAGCUUUGUCACAGAGCAGAACUGGGACUCGCUGGAAGUCUUUGACGGAGGUGACAACACAGACACCAUGCUUGGCAGCUUCUCAGGCACAACGGUCCCAGCUCUCCUCAACAGCACCUCCAACGAACUGUACCUGCACUUUUUCUCUGAUAUCAGCGUGUCUGCAGCAGGAUUCAGGCUGGAAUAUAAAACCGUGUCACUGACCAGCUGUCCAGAGCCUGUGGUUCCUAUGAAUGGGAUCAAGCUCGGGGAGCGUCAUCAGAUGAAUAACGUGGUGUCUUUCCAUUGUGAACCUGGUUACACUCUACAGGGGACCUCACACAUCACAUGCAUGCCAGGAACUGUCAGAAGAUGGAACUAUCCACCUCCUCUCUGUAUAGCUCAAUGUGGCGGAAUCCGGGAGGAGAUGGAGGGAAUGAUUCUCAGCCCUGGUUUCCCUGGCAACUACCCGAGCAACAGCGAUUGCACCUGGAGAAUCUACCUGCCAGUUGGCUACGGUGCCCACUUACAGUUCCUCAAUUUCUCCACCGAGGCUAAUCACGACUUCCUUGAGAUACGCAACGGGCCCCUUGAAACUAGCGCUGUAAUUGGUCGAUUCAGUGGCCAGGAUGUUCCCUCCUCCCUUCUCACCACUUCCCACGAGACCACAGUCUACUUCCAUAGUGACCAUUCGCAGAACAAACCAGGUUUCAGGUUUGAGUACCAAGCUUACGAGCUACAGGAAUGCCCAGAUCCAGAGCCCUUCCGAUACGGGGUGGUGGUGGGUGCCGGCUUCAACGUGGGGCAGUCCAUUUCCUUUGAGUGCUUCCCCGGGUAUCAGCUGAUGGGACACUCCAUCCUCACCUGUGAACACGGCACCACCCGCAACUGGGACCGCCCUUUCCCCCGCUGUGAAGUGCCCUGUGGUGGGAACAUCACAUCCGACAACGGGACCAUCUUCUCUCCUGGAUACCCGGAGGAGUACCCAAGCUCAGCUGAUUGCACCUGGCUGAUUACUGUGGCCCCUGGCUUUGGGGUCAAACUGAACUUCACUCUGCUUCAGGUUCACGGGCCCCAUGACUUCAUCACUGUCUGGGAUGGUCCACAGGAGACGGCCAGGAAACUGGGAGUGUUCACUGAUGGCGAGCCCAACGAGCCACCGAGCAGCACCUCCAAUCAGGUGCUGAUACGGUUCCGUAGUAACACCGAGAAGGGCGGGUUGUUCCGGAUCGGCUAUCAAGCUUACAGGCUGCAGUACUGCCUGCCUCCCCCCAUUAUCCCCAACGCAGAGAUCCUGAUGGCAAGCAAAGAAUUCAAAAUUGGUGAUAUCGUGCGCUACCGAUGUUUUCCUGGUUAUCAGCUAAGUGGAAACAGCAUACUGACCUGCCGACUAGGUACGCACUUGGAAUUCGAAGGGCCGCCACCCUCGUGUGAUGUGACUUGCCCCAUGAACGAGGUGCUGACGGCUUCUACGGGUGUCAUCAUGAGUCAGUCGCCAGGAAAUGGGUUUCCUCACUUUGAGUCCUGCUCCUGGGUCGUCAAAGUAGAGAGCGGCUACAACAUCACCUUCACGAUCGAGCACUUCCAGACCAGCCGUCAGUUUGAUGAACUGGAAAUCUUUGAUGGUGCGUCCAGACAGAGCCCCCUCCUGAUCACCCUCAGCGGUAACUAUUCCAGCCCACUGAGCAUCACCAGCUCCAGUAACAGAGUCUACCUGCACUGGUCCUUUGAUCAUACGACCAGCCACAAAGGUUUUCGCAUCCGCUACUCAGCGGCCUACUGCAGCCCUCCGAACAACCCCGUCAAUGGCACCGUGCACAGCCUGACUGGCACUAAGCUCGGCAGUACCUUGCGCUUCAGCUGUGACCAGGGCUUCCGGCUCAUCGGCCAGACCAGCGCCACAUGCACCCGCAGCGCUCAAGGGCUCCAUCAGUGGAACGCGCCGGUGCCACUUUGCCAAGUCCUGUCCUGUGGAAUGCCGGUUCCUCCGGUCAACGGCAGCAUCGUUGGCCAGGACUUCUCUCUCGGAGCCAGAGCCACCUAUCAGUGCAAUCCCGGGUUUCGGCUCGCCGGACCUGUCACCACCUCAGUCACCUGUCAAGACUCUGGGAGGUGGAGCUCCAUCGAGGCCCCUCCCAGAUGUGUCCCGGUCACCUGUCCGGACAUCGGCCACUCGGCCGUGGAACACGGGAGGUGGAGACUAAUCUAUGGCACUCAGAACCAGUACGAUACCAUGAUGAUGCUCGUGUGUGACCCGGGUUAUUACUACAGAGGUCAGAGGAUCAUCAGCUGCCAGGCCAACGGCACCUGGAACUACCCGGAUCCUCGCCCCGUCUGUGACAUCAUCUCCUGCGGGGACCUUGGGACACCACCAAAUGGUAACAAGAUUGGUACACUGACUGUGUUUGGAGCCACAGCCAUUUUCUCCUGCAACACGGGAUAUACUUUGGUGGGCUCCAGGGUACGAGAGUGCAUGUCUAAUGGGCUUUGGAGUGGAACACAGGUCCAGUGUCUUGCCGGCCACUGCGGCACUCCUGAACCGAUAGUGAACGGACAAAUCGUCGGGGAGAAUUAUAACUACAGAGGUAGCGUCGUGUACCAGUGUAACCCGGGAUUUCGUCUCAUCGGGGUGUCGGUGCGAAUCUGUGAACAGGAUCACCGCUGGUCAGGACGAACUCCUGUCUGCGUCCCCAUCACAUGCGGUCACCCUGGCAACCCUACCUUCGGCACGACCCAAGGAACCCAGUUCAACUUAAACGAUGACGUGCGUUUUGUAUGCAAUACCGGAUACGUUCUUCAGGGGGUUGUCAAGUCUGCUUGCCAGGCCAACGGGCAGUGGAGCAACCCCCUCCCCAAGUGUAAAAUUGUGAACUGCACAGACCCCGGUCAUGUAGAGAACAGCAUCAGGCAGGUACUGCCCAGCGGGCCGCAUCGCUACAGCUUCCAGACCACCGUGUCGUACCGCUGUAACCCGGGUUACUACCUGCUGGGCACCAGCUCCAUCUCCUGCCAAGGGGACGGCACCUGGGAUCGCUCCCUGCCCAAAUGCCUGUUGGUGCUGUGUGACCGCCCCAGUGUGCCUCUCUACGCCCAGCUCUCAGGUGACCGCCGGACAGUGGGCUCAGUCAUUCGCUACAGCUGCAUGGGCCAGCGCACCGUCGUCGGCAACACCACGCGAAUGUGCCAGCUGGACGGGCAGUGGAGCGGCUCGCCGCCACACUGCUCUGGGGAAUCGUCCGGGCUGUGUGGAGACCCAGGUGUCCCUGUGCACGGUAUCCGCCAAGGGGAAGAGUUCAAGGUGGGCAGCAUCGUCGGCUUCAGCUGUGAGCCCGGCUACGUGCUGAAGGGUUCACCAGAGAGGACCUGUCUGGCGAACGGGACCUGGGUGGGCAGACAACCCGAGUGUCACGUGAUUUCAUGCGGAAACCCAGGAACUCCACGGAACGCCCAGAUCCUCGUUCACGACGGCCUCACUUUCUCCAAAUCCAUCACUUACAGCUGCAGGGAAGGCUACUAUUCCACCGGACUGCUAACGAGACAUUGUACUGUGAAUGGAACCUGGACGGGCAACAUGCCAGAGUGCUCAGUGAUCAACUGCGGUGAUCCUGGAGUUCCAGCCAAUGGGGUGAGAUUCGGGAAUGACUUCACCUACAACCAGACGGCCAGUUUCCAGUGUUCUCCUGGGUUCACCAUGGAUGCUGACAGGGCAUCUUCUCUCAUCUGCACCAAAGACCGCACCUGGAAUGGCACCAAACCACUCUGUAAAGCAAUUGUUUGCGGCUCGCCUUCCAACAUCCCGAACGGACAGGUUGUUGGUACAGACUUCAGCUGGGGCUCAAGCAUUAGUUACUCUUGCAACCAAGGCUACCAGCUGUCUCUGCCCACGGUGUUAACAUGCCAGGGGAACGGUAACUGGAGUGGAGAGAAGCCACAGUGUUUCCCUGUGUUCUGCGGAGACCCCGGCAUGCCAGCUCAGGGGAGGAGGGAGGAUCGUGGUUUCACUUACCUCUCAUCCGUCUCCUUCUCCUGCACCUCUCCCCUCGUCCUGGUGGGGUCACCCAGGAGGUACUGCCAAUACGACGGCACCUGGAGUGGCACGCAACCCUCCUGCAUCGAUCCCAGUCACACUACAUGUGGAGAUCCCGGCAUUCCUCUCUUUGGAAACCAGAACAACAGCCAAGGCUAUCAGAUCAGCAGCACCGUCUUCUUCAGCUGCAGGAAGGGCUACUUACUGCAGGGAUCCAUUUCUCGCACGUGUCUGCCCAACCUCACAUGGAGUGGAUUUCAGCCUGAGUGCAUUGCCCAUCACUGCAGCCAGCCCGAGCUGCCAGCCCACUCUGAUGUGAGAGCCAUUGAACUGCCAUCCCUUGGCUACACGCUGAUCUACACAUGUCAGCCUGGCUUCUACUUGGCUGGAGGAUCAGAGCACAGGACCUGCAGGUCUGAUGGUAGCUGGUCUGGGAAACCACCAUUGUGUGCAGCUGACUAUGGCCCGAUUGGGAACACCACAGUGGAGGAGCCACCCUCCAAACUGCCAGUACCUGGUGGUGUGUUUGCUAAGAACUCCCUCUGGAGGGGGUCCUACGAGUACCUGGGAAAGAAGCAGCCGGCCAUGCUGAGCAUCACUGCCUUUGAACCCUUUAGCAACCGAGUUAACGGGACGCUUAUCGACCACAGUGGAGUUGAACUUAAAUUGGCAGGUACAUACAAGAGGGAGGAAGCCCAGCUGCUGCUGCAGGUCCACCAGAUCAGAGGUCCCGUGGAGAUCUUUGUCAACAAGUUCAAGAUUGACAACUGGGCUCUGGACGGACAUGUGUCCUACAUCUCUUCCUCCAGCUCCUUUGUGUACCAGGGAUUCGUCAGAGGAAAAGGCUUUGGACAGUUUGGUCUCCAGAGACUGGAGAGCUUGGAUCAAAGCAGAGACACCGGCUACAACUUUGCCUCCAACAGCAGUUCAGUGGCGGCAGCCAUCCUAGUGCCUUUUAUAGCCAUGAUCAUCGCAGGCUUCGCUCUGUACCUCUACAAACACAGAAGAAGACCCAAAGUUCCCUUCAACGGCUACGUGGGCCACGAGAACACUAACGGGCGUGCUACGUUCGAGAACCCCAUGUACGACCGGAACAUCCAGCCCACCGACAUUAUGGCCAACGAGACGGAGUUCACAGUCAGCACGGUGUGCACAGCAGUAUAGCAACCGCCUCCUGCAGAGGGAAGGAGAGACGCCUGCCUGCACACGGACGACAUCUAUUGUUCCUUAAGCAGAGGGCAUGAAAAAAAAUUCCCAAAAAAAUGAUUUGCUUAAAUACCUUCAACAAACAUCUUGAGCGACGAAGGCUUUUACCUGCAGGAAACAAGAAAAGAAACGACAACAACUUUAUCAAGAGUCAACAAGAAAAUGCGUUUUAUAACUUCGCGUGGUUUCCUGACCAUUUUCCGUAUCCUAGGAAACGCUUCCAUCUGAACCUGCGGAUGGCGGGAGUCCCGCUGGAGGCCGUCGGCCUCAACCCAAAGGGAAUUUAACGGUCAACUUUACGUCAUGAUAUGUACCUGUAGCUAACAUGUGCGAGUUGACAGUGCGGUGGACAGUCCGUCUUGGCCUGCGCGAGUCAGAGAGACAGUCUGGACUGUUUGAUUUCAUCAGUUUUUUCUUUGCUUCUUCUUUUUUUUUUUUUUUUUUUUUAAACCUAAACAAUGCUUUCUUUGAUGGGGAAAUUGGGAACAGUGUUUUCUUUCUGCCCCUGAUCGUCAUCUCCCGAGGCUGCUGAAAGGUUUUCCUGAAGACUCAGAGUUUCGGGAUGAGAAUGGAUAAAAAAUUCAGUGAGAUAUGAAGGUCAUGUUGGAGAUGCACACACCGUCAUUGCUCUCUCAGCUUUACUUUUGUUGUUUUCGUAGCUGGGAUGGAAUUGUGCUUACCGCAGCACCUGUGUCCAGGGCAGGGGUUAAGACGGAGCCAGACCUGCUGGAAAAAAAAAAGCACUUAGGGAAGGAGUGGAAAGAAUUUCUGUGAAUACGUGAGUGAGACUGAGUGGAUGUCUGUUGGUAUUUCUAUACGUCUGUGGCCGCAUUCGCCAUCCGCCCCCAAAAUAUCUCCUGCUUUUGGCCCCCAGAAAGACAUUGAUAAACAGCUGAUGCACUCAACUCCAACAUCGAUCUCCUUUCUUUUGGUUUAUUGUGGUUAAUUUAAGGAUUAGCUUACAGUUUUCGUGCCUCGAGAGACUGAGAGAAUAACUGCAGCUCGACCUCGAUGUGCAUGUCAAUCCGCUCCGAGUUUUAACAGAGAACAAUAUCGGCUCAGUAAAGUGGGAGUUAGGCAGUCCAGACACAGUUUCAUGGUUAUACAAACUCUUUGGGACCACAACACAUCUCACCUUUUUCAUUCCGAGCAAAACUGUAGCACCGACUCGUGGCUCGUUCUCUUUGGAAAGACUGGAAAACUUAAGCGGAGUUGAAGUCCGGAUGCACCUUCCCGUGUUUGCUCCUGACUGAAGUGGUACACGUUUCUCUGAGUUGCAGUAAAACUUGAGCUCUCCAACCCUGGAAAUGUUCAUGAAGGCACCGAGUCUGAACAAUGUAGGAGGGAGCUGUGUCGUUGCUCCCUCUGGAUUAUAUUUACAUCCUCUUCUCCGAGUGAACCUCCGCCAGCUCCAUCCAUUUGGAAAAGAAUGGCGCCUCUUUAUUUUGUCUCCACUCGUCGUGGCAGCGUUGCAGACGGCCUCCUCGGGGCUGCGACAGCAGGGGAGCCGCUGCCAUACUGAUUGCUCCCGCACAUUAAAAUGGGAAAUGAUAGAUAAGGAAUAAAAGUGUUUAUCCCACUAAUGCGAGCACUCCUCAUAUCUGUAGCGGCUGGGGAGCGAUACACGGAAAAUAUGGUUUGGAAAGUGCAACACGAUAGGGAAAUAUCACAUAUCGGCGAGAAUCUACUCUGAUUGGUGAAUGCUUUGGGCGACGAGAUUGAAAUCAUUAAUGCUUGGGUGACCUAGCUGAAAUGCAUGUCUGAAAGAGAAGAUCGGCCGGUCUUUUCCAAGCCCCGCACUCCCAGCUGUUACACUGCAAAAACUGAUAUUUCUAAGGAAGUAAAUAAGCCUUCCGCAAGAAAUGUAGACUAUUGUGACGGUUUUGGAAUUCUAGUCAAGGAAAUGUUUCUUACGCCACCGGGAAAGAUAUCUCCGCUUGGAAUGAGAGAGUUUUGACCGGAUAAAUGAGUUUUGGGCUUAUUUCCAGAGGGGGCUGUUUUUGCAGCGUGCCUGUCCUGGCGAUGCUGAGACGAUGAGAUGAGGAGCGCUUGAGCGUCUCAGGAGCAAAGUGAGCCCAUUAGAUGCAAUUAGCUUUCAUUUUGAUGUGCUUCACCUUCAAAUCCUGAAAUUUGACAUAAUCACUAACAAGACGCAUCAUCAAUUACAGCGUGUAAUGUCUGACUUCACAAUAGUGCAAGACAUCUAUCCUAAUCUUUGGCUUUUUUUCUAUUUGAUUUUUUUUUUUAGUGUCGUCAGGAAUCAGGAGGAAAUUCAAAGGCCCUUGAAGCCAAUUCGCCACAUCGUUCACAUAAUCAGUUUGGCUGCGAGUCACUAAUUGCUUUUUACAAUUUUAUUACCUUUAAAGCUCCCGUUUUAUCUUGACCGUACUCGUGGAGUACCGGUCCCGGCCUGCGUUGGUGUUUAAAUGAUGAAAAAGGAAACGAUUAAAUGACUCUCGAGAUGUCACGUGGAGGGGAGCAGCUACGCUCCGUUCUUGUGCGGCCGUUUCGCGGUUAAUUUUUAUAUAUUUUACAAUCUGAAGCCGGUCUUGAGUAUUUCAGCAGAAACGAUGGGCUCAUUACAUUGCAGUUAAAUCAAGUGUCUUUUCUCUACCAUUCAGUUCCCCAAUAGCAAUAUUUAAUGUGAUUCAACAUUUUAUUAGCCCAGGUUGACUACUGAAACACUAAAAACUGGGGGAGGCAUCUCAUUGCGCCCCUACAAGGAAAUGAUCCUGUAGACUAGAUUUAGUGACGCAUCCAGACAAACACAGCAGAGAAAAAUCCCACAAAUGAUUGUUUUAAUGACAAGGGCUCAUGCUAAACAAAUUGAAAAGCAUUUUUAAGGGGCAGACUUUGAGUUUGUUUGUGUUAUGAACCUCCUCCCGUGUCUAAUAAGCACUUUAUGUUCAUUAUAGUGCCUUGUUGUAACUCCAUGAAAUCAUGACUCUGCGUAAUCUACCCACAGCAUCAUCAUGUCUUUAUUAAGAGUCUGGGAUGAUCGCGCAUCAGAAUUAAGAGCUUUUUUGUCAGGAUUUCAGUCAAGCCCAUAUCAUCAUUCAAGAGAUGUUGAUUUACAGAGGAAACCAGGCUCAGCAUUAUGUUAAGCAUUUAAUCCAAAACUUUGCAUGAUGGUUUAUUUGUUUAGCUUCAGAUUUGUGUUGUUUUUUUCUGUAAAGUUGCCUUUUCUUAAUUAAAAAAAAAAAAAAAAAAAACCUAAGUAAGCUCUCCAAAUUUAGCCAGUUUUGACUAAAACUAAUUAUAAAACUAAUAGUAGCUGUUCAGUCGGUUCGUGAUGCUGCUCGUUCCUCUACUCCGAAAAGUUUUUUAAUUGGGAACAAGACGUUUUCAAAAAAUCAUGCUAUUAAUUUUAAAGAAACAGUAUUUUUUAUUAAAAAGAAACCUAAAUCUAAAAGAGAUUUUUAUUUUUUUUCCCCCUUUAAACUCAUCUGGCUUGGCCCAGAAACAUCUCAAAGAAAGUGCAGUAGAGUUAUAUGAAAAAGAAGAUCAGUGAGUUCUGCACGAAGCCGCGCUAUAAGACCAAGGACUGAGUCUUCAUUGAUAGCAGCUGGCUACUUCCUGGUUCCCCUUGCAUAUUUUAUUACAGUAACUCUGCUCAUCCUCGGUUCAUUUUCCGUUAUCAGCCCCACACAGCUCCGAGUCCUCUCCCUGCUCACCAUCUCGUCUAUAAUGAAACGCACCGCAGCUGUGGUCUUUUGAGUUCACCGGGUUUCCUUUCAGUCGGGGACGGGAGCGAAGUCUCCCCCGCUGCUUUCUGCGGCCGGAGCGUCCGCUUUUCAGCACAGGCCGCUCUGCACAUGUUCUGGAAAAGCAAGCAAUCCAUCAGUUAUGCUGCGUGACACUUUCUGCAGCAACUAUCAUUCAUGUGCUCCCAUCUCUCACUGUCACGACACACCGAUGGCCACGGCAGAACCGCGCUCACCGGAGAGCAGCUCCAGCUCACCUCUCAUCCGGUUUCUGCGCGUUUAGGGGACCGGCUAGAGGGAGCAGUGAAACGUGGGUUUUAAUUGUUGCGAUAAGAAUACAAAUAGAAGUGAACUUGUUGAUGGUUCAUUUGUCAGAUCACUGGAGUUAUUAAAAAAACAAAACAAACAAAAAAACAGCUGAAUGUAUUCCAUUCCAAUGAGUGCAUCAGAUUUUAUAUAACUGUGCUGCGUUCAAUGUCUGCUACCACAUUGUCUCCUCUAUUUGUAUGCAGUAAAGGUCAUAAUGUUGCCAGUGUCUGUUAUACUCGGAGUAAAGGUAGAAUGUCUGAUUUAUGAGAAUAUAACACAGCGAACCGCUGACAAAGAGAUGCUUUUGUUACCUGAGAUUUAACAUUCCUGUACGUUUUCCAUGGCAACAGAACUCGCUACAAGGUUCCAUGCUUUGAGGUUUGUUUGGGUUUUUUUUUUUUUUUGUUUGUUUUUUUUCUUACAUUUAAGUUUCAAAACCAGUCCGGUAGGUCUCUUACCUAGCCUGUAUGUGGGACAAAAAAAAUAAAAAUCAGCGUGGCUCUUGAGGGUCUCAAAGCAGGAAAACAGCGACGGGCAAAGAUUCUGUGUCUUGCUGCACACCAAAAGGGUUUUCAGGAAAAAAAAAGGAAAAAAAAAUAGAAAAAAAGUGGACAAACGUGAACUUGAGCAGACUGUGCACCAACAGAGCAAAUACUGAGGGGGAAGUGUCUCUAAGAAAAAGAGAAUAUGUUAAUGAAUAAAAAAAAAAAAACACCUUUUUUGUACAGAGAUAUAUUUUUAUGAAAAUACAUUUGUAAUAUAAAAAGAGAAAAUGCAUUGACAUAUAUGUAAAUGUUUUUCUUUUUCAUUAUUGUAGUACAAAUGCU
Cololabis saira (Pacific saury) is the source of this 15676-nucleotide messenger RNA. It is a transcript of the gene csmd2, whose product is annotated as CUB and Sushi multiple domains 2. NCBI's taxonomy places the organism in Eukaryota, Metazoa, Chordata, Actinopteri, Beloniformes, Belonidae. The transcript is spliced from 72 exons. The record is from RefSeq and is a predicted model, not a curated record. Bases 1 to 10794 code for a protein of 3597 amino acids.